Molecule: messenger RNA, 1817 nt
Organism: Tripterygium wilfordii
Lineage: Eukaryota; Viridiplantae; Streptophyta; Magnoliopsida; Celastrales; Celastraceae
Product: zinc finger CCCH domain-containing protein 40-like
Exons: 4
Coding region: 116-1615 (499 amino acids)
Cellular component (GO): Prp19 complex; U2-type catalytic step 2 spliceosome; U2-type catalytic step 1 spliceosome
Molecular function (GO): pre-mRNA binding; metal ion binding; U6 snRNA binding
Source: RefSeq, a predicted model, not a curated record
GUUUUCUUCGAGCCCUAGACCGUUCCUGUACGUUUGGAUGCGCGGCAUCUCAGAAUGAAUACAUAACAUACGCAUAUCACACACGCAGAGAGAUUGGAGAUUGUGAAUAGCUGAGAUGGCGCAUAGAUUGUUAAGAGAUUACGAGGCCGAUGGAUGGGAGCGCUCGGAUUUCCCUAUAAUCUGCGAGUCCUGCCUCGGCGACAAUCCGUAUGUUCGAAUGACAAGAGCAGAUUAUGACAAAGAGUGUAAGAUCUGCACACGGCCAUUCACUGUUUUUAGGUGGAGACCUGGUCGUGAUGCAAGAUUCAAGAAAACUGAGGUUUGCCAGACAUGUAGCAAGUUAAAAAAUGUUUGUCAAGUCUGUCUCUUGGAUCUUGAAUAUGGUUUACCAGUUCAGGUUCGAGAUACAGCACUCAGUAUCAAUUCCAAUGAUGCCAUUCCGAAGAGUGAUGUGAACAGGGAAUAUUUUGCAGAGGAGCAUGACCGUAGGGCUAGAGCAGGUAUUGAUUAUGAAUCAUCUUAUGGGAAAGUGCGGCCAAACGACACUAUUAUGAAGCUUCAAAGGACAUCACCAUACUAUAAAAGGAACCGAGCACAUAUAUGCAGUUUUUAUGUUCGGGGUGAAUGCACACGAGGGGCUGAAUGCCCUUAUCGACAUGAGAUGCCCAUGACUGGGGAGUUGUCACAGCAAAAUAUAAAAGAUCGUUACUAUGGUGUGAAUGAUCCUGUGGCGCUGAAGCUGCUUGGCAAGGCCGGUGAAAUGCCUUCACUGGAGCCUCCUGAGGACGAAAGCAUUAGGACUCUGUAUGUUGGUGGUCUUGAUGCAAGGAUUACUGAACAGGAUUUAAGGGAUAACUUUUAUGCACAUGGCGAAAUUGAAUCUGUAAAGAUAGUACUUCAACGAGCAUGUGCAUUUGUGACCUACACAACCAGAGAAGGAGCAGCAAAGGCUGCAGAAGAGCUCUCUAACAAACUUGUCAUUAAGGGUUUGAGACUGAAGCUGAUGUGGGGUAGGCCUCAAGCAUUGAGAUCUGAGACUGAAGGCUCGGAUGAAGCAAGGCAGCAGGCAGCAUUGGCACAUGGAGGUAUGUUGCCUCGGGCAGUCAUAUCUCAACAGCAGAGCCAGUUGCAACCUGGGAACCAGGACCAGCCACCACCAAUGCCCUACUACAAUAUUCCUCCUCCAAUCCAGCAGGAAAGAACCUUUUAUCCGUCAAUGGAUCCUCAACGGAUGGGUGCACUUAUUCCAUCUCAAGAUGAGGCUCCUAAUGGGCCUGCAGGUUCUGGUGAGAAGAAAGCUGGACCUGAGAAGCAGCAUCAGGCUCAGCAUUAUCCUUAUCAAGCAAUGCCGCCUCCUCAUGGACAAUUUCAUGGGCAACCUUAUCUGCCAUAUGGAUAUAUGAUGCCACCACCGCCACCACCCUAUCACCAGUACCCACCUCAAUACCCUUCUACAAUGCCACAGCAGCAGGGCGCUCAUAUGACACAGCAGUAUCAACAUUCUGGACCUCCAAGAGCUGCACCUCCAUCAUCUACUUCCUCUGGUCCUGCCCCUCCUCUGCCCACUUCCUCUGGGCCUUCAGCAUCUACAUCCUCAGCGCCAGGGUCGUCCUAAGUAUGAUGAUUGCCAGCCACUCGUUUCUGCUUUAACUGUAUAAUAUUCUUAAUUGUUGCAAUUUUGGUUCUGUAUACUUAUUGCUUGUACUAUUAGGCAUUGCUGGUGAGCAACAUUUGUUGGUAUUGGUGCGCUUUGGUGCUCAAUUAUAUGUUUGACCCGAAUAUUCAAGCUUUAUUAUCUCUGUACUUCUUGAAGGGUA